AUGGCCAUCUCCGCCCAAGCCCACAUUCCGAGCACUCCGCGCGUCAUCAGCCCGUCGCCAACGCCCUCUGAGUCGAGCGCCUCGGGCUACUUCACGCGCUCGGCUGCGCGCCGCGCAAACAGCACGCGCGACGUCACGUCACCCAUGUCGAUCAGCGAGGUCGACGACCCGGACGAGCUGGGCCGCCGCGCCAGAGUGCGCAGCAGGAGCCCCGUCAAGCGUCGCAUGAGCGGCUUGACUAUCGCCGACAAAGCCAAACUCGAAAACAGCAAGUCCACGUUGGGCUCGCGCAACAAGAAGGACCUGCACCUGCCCAACGGCGACACCAACGGCCACCUCUCGCCCGCCAGCGCCUCGUCGUCGAAUAAAGAGUACUGGCGCAGCCUCAGCCGGAGCCCCAGCCCGUUGGGAUUGAUUCCGAUCCACCAAGAGUGGCGGUUGUUUAUUCACCGCCACGAGAUCCCACGGAAGGUGCUGCACACGUCCAUUGGCUUUCUGACUCUCGGCCUCUACACGUCGCGCACGCAGCCCUCGUCGAUCCACCCCAUCCUGCUCUCCCUCCUCAUCCCCAUCGCCACCGUCGACUUCUUCCGGCACCGCUUCUCGGCCCUGAACCGCACGUACAUCCGCCUGCUCGGCGCGCUGAUGCGCGAGUCCGAGGUCGACGGCUGGAACGGCGUCAUCUGGUACCUGUUCGGCACGUGGGCAGCGCUGCGCUUCUUCCCCAAGGACGUGGGCGUCCUGGCCGUCAUGCUGCUGUCGUGGUGCGACACGGCGGCCAGCACGGCCGGUCGCCGCUGGGGCAAGUACACGCCCAAGGUACGGCAGGGCAAGAGCCUGGCGGGCAGCGCGGCGGCGCUGCUCACGGGCGUCGCCACGGCGCUGUGGUUCUACGGCUGGGUCGCGCCCAGCUUCCAGACCGCGUACCCCGGCAUUGACGCCGGCGAGAACGCGUUCGCGUUCCAGGGGCGCUUGACGCUGCCGGGCUCGGUCAGCGGCCUGUUGGGCUGGAGCGAGGGCCAGGGGAGCGUGGGCGGCGGGUUGGCGCUCGGUGUUAUGAGCGUGUGGGCGGGCUUUGUGGCCAGUGCCAGCGAGGCGCUUGACCUGUUUGGGUGGGACGACAAUGUCACGAUUCCGAUUCUGUGCGCUGGAGGGCUGUGGGGUUUCUUGAAGGUGUUUGGACAGGCGUGA
Aplosporella prunicola CBS 121167 is the source of this 1191-nucleotide messenger RNA. RefSeq lists its product as uncharacterized. The record is from RefSeq and is a predicted model, not a curated record. Gene Ontology annotation, biological process: phosphatidic acid biosynthetic process. The coding region runs from base 1 to 1191 and encodes 396 amino acids. Gene Ontology annotation, molecular function: ATP-dependent diacylglycerol kinase activity. The transcript has 2 exons. Gene Ontology annotation, cellular component: endoplasmic reticulum membrane. Lineage: Eukaryota; Fungi; Ascomycota; Dothideomycetes; Botryosphaeriales; Aplosporellaceae.